Messenger RNA from Ornithorhynchus anatinus (platypus), 1872 nucleotides. RefSeq names its product regulator of G-protein signaling 12-like. The transcript has 3 exons. Bases 1 to 1872 code for a protein of 623 amino acids. Gene Ontology annotation, molecular function: GTPase activator activity; protein binding. The record is from RefSeq and is a predicted model, not a curated record. NCBI's taxonomy places the organism in Eukaryota, Metazoa, Chordata, Mammalia, Monotremata, Ornithorhynchidae.
AUGUACAGGCCCGGGGAGGCGGCGGCGGCGGCGGCGGCGGGGGCCAGACGGCGGCCGGCCGCUCCGCCCGGCCCGCGGGUCCGGACCGUGGAGGUGGCCCGGGGCCGGGGCGGCUACGGCUUCACCCUGGCCGGGCAGGGGCCCUGCGUCCUGAGCCGCGUGGUGCCCGGCGGCCCGGCCGACCACGUGGGCCUGCGGCCCGGCGACCGCGUCCUGGGCGUCAACGAGAUCAACGUCCGCAAGGCCUCGCACGAGGACGUGGUCAAGCUGGUGGGCAAGUGCUCCGGCCUCCUGCGCCUGGUGGUCGGGGAGGGCCGGGCCCCGCCGCCGGGCUCGGGCUCCAGCGACGAGGAAGCGGGGCCGGCCGACGGCCCCGGCCGGCCGAAGCCCCGGCUGGACUCCAGGGCCCUGGGCAUCGACCGGGCCGAGAGGGUGGUGGAGGACCUGCGGGCGGGGGGCAUCUUCGGCCUGCUGUUCGACCGGCCGGAGCCCCGGGCCCGGGCCGGGCCCGAGCGGCGCUCCCUGUCCGAGUCGGCCGCCGCCCGGGCCGACCGCGGGCCCGAGCCCGUCGUCGCCUCCCGCUCCUUCCCCGAGGCCGGGCCGGCCGCGGACGGGGAGGACGGGGACGGGGACGAGGAGGCCGCGGUGUUCGGGCCCGAGGCCGCCCGGCUGGACGCGGGCAUCCUCAACGUGGCCAUGGUGGUGGGCUACCUGGGCUCCAUCGAGCUGCCGUCCACCGGCUCCAACGUGGAGCACGACAGCCUGCAGGCCAUCCGCGGCUGCAUGAGGCGCCUGCGGGCCGAGCAGCGCGUCCACUCCCUGGUCCUGCUGCGGGUCCUGCACGACCGCGUGCAGCUGUGCGCCGACCGGCCGGGCCCCGCCGUGGCCGCCUACCCGGCCGACAAGCUGGCCUUCAGCGCCGUCUGCCCCGACGACCGCCGCUUCUUCGGCCUGGUGACCGUGCAGCCCGGCGACGGCGGGGCCGGGCCGGCCGCCGGCCCCCGCGACGACCCGGGCGACCUGCGCACCUCCUGCCACGUCUUCAUGGUCGACCCGGACCUGUUCGCCCACCAGGUCCACCGCGGCAUCGCCCGGCGCUUCGGCUUCCGCUGCACGGCCGACCCGGACACGGACGGCUGCCUGGAGUUCCCCCCGUCCUCCCUGCCCGUCCUGCAGUUCGUGUCCGUCCUCUACCGGGACAUGGGGGAGCUGAUCGAGGGGGUGCGGGCCCGGGCCCUGCCCCGGGGGGACGCCGAAGCCCCCCACCACAACAACAGCACCAGCAGCGACAGCGGCAUCGGCAACUUCCACCCGGAGGACAAGGGCAACCGCGUCCUGGUGGUGGACCUCGGCGGCCCGCCGGGCAAGCACCCGCCUCCGCCCGCCGCCGCCGGGGGCCCGCGGGAGACGGAGCCGCCGCCCCGGAGGAGCCCCCUGGGGCCGGCCGGGCCGGGCCCCCUGGCCGGGCCCCGCCGGCCGCCCGGGCGCGGGCUCCGGGACUGGCCCCCGGGCCCCGCCAGCGACCAGGAGUCCUACACCGACUCCACCGACGGCUGGUCCAGCGUCAACUGCGGCACGCUGCCCCCGCCCAUGAGCAAGAUCCCCGCGGACCGCUACCGGCUGGACGGCGGGGGCCUGGCCGCCCCCCAGCUCGGCGGGCCGAAGCACCAGUGGCCCAGGAGGGCUUUUGCCGGCCAGAACCUCUUCGGCCCCCACCGCCACGUCCGCAAGGCCAAGGACGACAAAAAGGUGGCCAAACCGGGGUCCGGGCCGGGUCUCUCCCAGCCUGCGCAGCGCAGCGCGGCUCGGCGAUCCUUCGGCAGAUCCAAGAGAUUCAGCGUCACCCGCUCACUGGACGACCUGGAGGCUUAA